AUGCGUCUGACAAAUCAUCCAAAGGUUCUCCACACCCGUGCAACAGUCAAGGACGACGAAAAAAGCGCCGAUUUUUGGACUAAACAGGCCAAAGAAAAAUUGAACAAACGCCUAGAACGCAAAGAGAACACUAAUGAUGCCAAAAACAUCAUCAUUUUUAUCGGAGACGGGAUGUCCAUACCGACUUUGACUGCCGCCAGACUUCUUUUAGGGGAUGAAAAUAAACAGUUGUCUUUUGAGAAGUUCCCUUACACAGGAUUAUCAAAGACUUAUUGUGUGGAUGCCCAAACUGCUGAUAGUGCUUGCAGUGCUACUGCCUAUUUGUGUGGUGUCAAGACCAACGAUGGCCUAAUUGGUGUCACUGCCAAUGUAACUCGGGAUAAUUGCGAACACAUGGCAAAUAAAGGCAACCAUGUUACAUCCAUUGCCAAAUGGGCACAGGAUGAAGGAAAAGCCACAGGUAUUGUUACUACUACCAGAGUGACCCACGCCUCACCAGCCGGUACCUUCGCCCAUACGGCAGACCGAGAUUGGGAAUCAGACACAGACGUCAUUAAAAUGGGCAAUGCUGAUCCUGAAAAAUGCAGAGACAUAGCCUACCAGCUAGUUCACGAAGAACCUGGUAAAAACUUCAAAGUCAUCCUGGGCGGCGGUCGCCAAAAAUUCCUGCCCAAAGAUAUCAAAGAUGAGGAACAAGAACCUGGUCAAAGGAGCGAUGGUAAACAUUUGAUCGAUGAAUGGAAAACCGAGAUGGGUAAAAAGGGUAAAAGUGAAUACGUUUGGAACAAAAAGCAACUGAAUGCUGUGGAUGCUGACAAGACUGAUUAUUUACUCGGGUUGUUCGAGAGUAGUCACUGCAAGUACCAUUUGGAUGUGGUCGAUGGUAAUUUGGAGAGCAAGGAGCCUAGUUUAGCAGAAAUGGUGAACAAGGCUAUUGAUAUUUUGAACAAGGAGGAGAAAGGAUUCUUUUUAUUCGUUGAAGGUGGCAGGAUUGAUCAGGCUCAUCACGAUACAAAACCACGCAAAGCCUUGGAUGAAACUUUAGAGUUUGCAAAAGCUGUGCAAGUUGCACUCAACAAAACCAGCGAGGAUGAUACUCUGAUAGUAGUCACUGCAGAUCAUGCACAUACGAUGAGCAUUUCAGGAUACCCGGACUACCAGGCUCCAGCCCUUGCACCCUUGGUCCAGGAGACCCAUGGGGGAGAUGAUGUGGCAGUUUUCGCCAAUGGCCCUUGGGCCCAUCUGUUCACCGGAAAUUAUGAACAGCAUUUGAUACCGCAUUUGAUGGCAUAUGCUGCCAAUAUUGGCAGAAAUGGUGCUUCUAGUGUUGUACCGGGAGAUGCACAAAACCAUAAAUUUGAAAGAUAUCAUGAAAUUAAAGCAAAAAGCCAUGAAAUUGAAGCAGAAAGCCAUGAAAUUGAAGCAGAAAGCCAUGAAAUUGAAGCAAAAGACCUUAAAAUUGAGGUAAGAGUUCAUACAAUGGAGACAGGAGGCCAUAAAGAGAUUCAGGAAGCCAUAAAAUUAAAGGAGACCAUAAAUUGA
Molecule: messenger RNA, 1542 nt
Organism: Ctenocephalides felis (cat flea)
Lineage: Eukaryota; Metazoa; Arthropoda; Insecta; Siphonaptera; Pulicidae
Product: membrane-bound alkaline phosphatase-like
Exons: 7
Coding region: 1-1542 (513 amino acids)
Biological process (GO): dephosphorylation
Molecular function (GO): alkaline phosphatase activity
Source: RefSeq, a predicted model, not a curated record